Molecule: messenger RNA, 678 nt
Organism: Callorhinus ursinus (northern fur seal)
Lineage: Eukaryota; Metazoa; Chordata; Mammalia; Carnivora; Otariidae
Source: RefSeq, a predicted model, not a curated record
AUGUGGCUGCUCCCGGUUCUGCUCCUUCUCAUCAUCCAAGGCCACUUCUCCAUCUGCCAAGAGGGGAUGGUGAGAGCCACAGAGUGGGGCACACUGACAGCUUAUUGUGAGUAUACCCCAGGAUGGGAAUCCUACAAGAAGUGGUGGUGCCACGGGAAGAACUGGAUUUACUGCAAAAUCCUUGUAAAAACCACCGGGACCAAUGAGCCAGUAAAGAAGGGCCGAGCAUCCAUCCAGGACAAUCCCAACCAACGCACAUUCACCAUGACCUUAGAGGAGUUCUGUCCAGAUGAUGCAGACACCUACUGGUGUGGGAUUGAGAGAACCGGCGUUGACCCAGUGUACAAAUUAUCUGUGAUUGUUGACCCAGCACCGGAUCCAACAGAUUUUCCCAAGCCUGUGAUGAGACCCACAACAGCCAGUUGGGAUUCCACAUUUCCAUUUACCCAGGGCAUCAACAGUACCCAGCUCGUGACUCUGAUCAACCCCGAUAGCAGGAAAGGGCGAGACCUCAAGGCCCAGCAGCCUGCGUGUUACCGCGUGGGAGCUCGGGCCCGCUGUCCCCGCCGCAGGGCUGAGUCACAGAGCGGCCCUUGGCAGCAGCCAGCACCCUCCCCACAGCCGCCGUGCCCACGGCAGAGGCAGCAUGUUCCUCUUUACUGUCUUGUCCGACCCUAG